AUGGAGUGGUUAACGAGCGCUGAGGGUCUGAAUGUCCGUCAGGAGCUGGAGGCGUCCGUUCGUGAGCACCGCCCUUACUUGCGUGAUGAGGAGGUCGACCUUAUUGUAGAUGGUCGUCUACAACGCAUGGUUCGGGAGCGCGCGGCGGAGCAAGCACCUGCGAGCGGCCAGCAAGGAGGAACCGGUGAAGGAGGAGCUGUGCACGAGGCUCCAAGUGUUGUGGGCAUUGGUGGAGGAGCUCUUGCACCGACCAUUGACACGGGAAUGAUCGGCACGAGCUAUGGCCAAUUCAAGUUUGGAGUUGAGCACAUCUCGACCCAGUUAGCCCACCUCAGGAAGGGAGACGAUGAGACAGCGGAAUCCUACUGCAAUAGGGCCCGCACCAUCCGAGCGGAGCUGCUGACCAUUGGACAAGAGGUCCACAUGGCCACGUUUGCCGCCCACGUGGUGAAGGGCCUACCACCGGAAUACGGAUUUCUUCGCCGCAAGCUCAAAAUUUCCAGCCCUGACAUGACGGUGGAACGCGUGUGCACCGAGGUGUUGAUGGAGGAGCAGACUCUCUCCAUCAAACAGAGUUACAAGCAGAUCACUAGUGAUGCAUCUGCUUUCUCGGGCGCUGUCAACACCAUCGUGGCUACAACGGGGGUCAACGGGAAGGAAGGAAAAGAGGGAAGGGAGCAGACGGACAAGAAGAAGGAUGGCAAGUGGGAGAAGAAGCGAGCCCCCUUCAAGGGGCGCUGCUACAACUGCAAUGAGGAGGGGCACAUGGCUGCCAAGUGCCCCAACAAGAAGAAAGAUACAACGCCCGUGGCAGCCGUGAACGUAGCAGAAGGAGACGGGAAGGGCGUGGCGCUCACCGUCGCGUGUUUGGCUGCAAAGUUGCUGGCCGACGACAAGGACUUGUGGUUCCUUGACUCAGGAUGCUCCCAACACAUGACCGGCCUCAAGGAGUGGUUCACGGUGAUCCGUGACCCAUCUGCAACGAAAUCAGUCAAAGGGUUUGAUGGCUCUAUGCAGGAAGUUGCCGGUGUUGGUGAGGUUUUGCUGGAGGGCACUAAUGGCUUGCGUGUGACCCUACAUGAUGUCCUCUUUGUGCCAGGAAUGAAGGCCAACUUGGUCUCCCCUUGGCAGCUCUUGGACAAGGAAGCAAAGCUGCAAACCGAGGAAGGUGUCACUCGCAUCAUCGCAUCAGGAGGUCAAGUGGCUACAACGGCACGAUAUCGCCAUCGCCUUCACUGCCUUGACCUGAAACCAGGGUCAGCAAGGAACGGUGCAACGGCUGCAGCGGCAUGCACCGAUAUGGCGGGUGGAGCGGCGAGCAACGGCACAGGGGCUGCAUUGGCAUGCAACGGCACGGCGAAGGAGAUUGCUGAUGUGGCGUCAAACAAGCCAGAAGCUAAAGAUGGAGCGGCCAGCCUCAAGACGUACGCGGUGGGCUCCAAGGCAAUGCCCAACCUGUGGCACGCUCGCCUUGGACACGUCCACUUCGAUGCGGUGAAGUGGACAGCCACGAGCGGUGGCGUAUUCGGUAUGGAUCUGGAGAAAGGAUGUGAGGAUAUGCCGUGCACCUCCUGCCAUGAAGCCAAACUCACUCGUGAAUCAUUUCCGCUGCACGACGAGCGAGAGGAGCAGAAUCCGCCGCCACCACGUACUGUCAUCGUGGUCCCGGUACCGUCUGUACAAGGGGGCGAGAAACCCCUUGAACGCUCGGUGGGCCCUUUGAGCAGCAAGGCGCCUACUGUACCUCCUCCUCUUGGUCCACCCUCCGUUGCUGAUUCGGCGCUCGUAGGACCAGAGGAUGGUCCUCUGGAGGUUGACACCAGCAUGGCUGAUCACGAGGAGGAAGAAGAAGUAGCAGUGGAUGAGCAGUCACCAAUGGCCCAUGAGCAUGAGCCUUCACUUGCAGUUCCCCCCUUCCAGCCCAUUCCACCACCCCCACGUCGCUCCAGCAGGCCUAACAAGGGGGUGCCACCCAUACGGUUUCAGCCAUCAGCCAUGACGGCCCAGGAUGCAGAUGAUGAGGACAACCCGUACGACGUGGCAUACCUUGCUGAGGACUAG
Messenger RNA from Closterium sp. NIES-65, 2061 nucleotides. The record is from the annotation of a GenBank genome assembly. Lineage: Eukaryota; Viridiplantae; Streptophyta; Zygnematophyceae; Desmidiales; Closteriaceae.